This is a messenger RNA of Perkinsus marinus ATCC 50983, 1617 nucleotides long. RefSeq lists its product as hypothetical. The coding region runs from base 40 to 1617 and encodes 525 amino acids. The transcript is spliced from 2 exons. NCBI's taxonomy places the organism in Eukaryota, Perkinsozoa, Perkinsida, Perkinsidae. The record is from RefSeq and is a predicted model, not a curated record.
UGAUGAUGAUGGUGGAAAUGUGUAGUUGAUCAGCUUAGGAUGUCGUCAGGAUCAGCGGUUGAUGGUGAAGGGAUAUCAUCGGGAUCAGCGGUUGAGGGUGAAAAAGAUAGUGAUGACAGAACGGUCAAGAUGAAUUCCUUCAAGGCGGAUCAGCUGGAGAGGUGCAAAAUACUGUUUCGUAAGGUCAAAGAGAAUGAGAAGACCUUCAAUGCCUGUUUCUGGGGUAGCUCGAUAGUGGUUGUUGGUGACGGUGUGGUAUGCCUAGGGUGUGGGGACUGGGCUAUGUGGAGCCCCUUCUGUCUGCAAUUGAUCAAGGCUCAUGUAUUGAGGAACCAUCGGAAGUGUAGGGCAAAUGAGGCUGUUGACGGGGUGAGGUAUCGGUCUACGAAGGAGCCUGAUGGGUUUAGGAUGCCUACGUGUCUGGAGGAAUGUCCGACUACUGAGGCGACAUUGGCGUUGGCAAGAGACUCACCGGAGGCUUUGAAAAUGUGGAGGCUGCAGGCUCAGACAGCUUAUGGUCGAUGGGGUGUUAUUAGGGGCAUCAUGGCGGGGUCUAUUAGAGGGGAUGUGUUACAGCCACUACUGGGCAAGGCGACUCCGGACGCGCGACCGUGCCGACCUAGGGCUAUCAAAGUAGACGGCGGCAAGCCAAAAGGUGCUGCUGAUAAGGGGUUUGUUGAUGAUGGACUACUAGACGGUGUGAAGCUACCUGGCAAGGAUGACAUGCAUAAUCACGACUGGCAUAUGAAAGAGAUGCGUCGAUGGUAUGGUAUCACCACUGAGAAAGCCGAGGAGUUAUAUGCUGCUGGGGUACGUCAGGCGUGGCCAGGAAGCUCCUUUCUAGGCCAUGACUAUGAAUUUGUCGACUGGGACUUGUUCUGUCUGGUGUGCUAUGAACAACGUGGGCGGGUCGUUCAUGUGGUAUCGGCGCCUUCAAUGGAAAGCCAUCUUACUGGGAAGGAGCACAGGAAGUCUUUGGAUUGCCUCGCUGGGGUGAACCCAUCCUCGGCCGCUACUGCAAUGGCGAUGGCUAACGGCAGUACCACUACUACCACGGUGACAGCAGACGAGUUGCCGCCUCCUGGCAACCCAAAUUUGAAGGAGUGGCAUGUGGGCCAGAUAGUGAAGUGGUAUGGCGACAAGCAAGCGGACGCCGCGGCGUUGUAUGAUGCUGGUAUACGGCAGGGCUGGCCAGGUUGUGAGCUCUUAGGAGAUGCUUAUGUGUUCAAAGAAUGGGAGAUGUUCUGUAUGUUAUGCUUCCGACAGAGUGGUAAGGUGAUUAAGGCCAUGCAUCCGGACACUAUGAGGCAGCAUAUUGGUGGAAGGGGUCAUAAGAAUAACGUCCAGUGGGCGUCUGGGGGGUGGCAGCAGCAGCAGGGAGGCCACAGUAGUAGUAGCUCUCGUAUGGUGACUACGUCCUGGGCAGCAUCAGCUAGGCCUAGUGGCGCAGCUGCUGGGGGGAUGGGUCAGCAGCCUGUGUCCUCUGAUGGAUGCAACAUUUCCCCCGAACGAGCGGUUCCUGAGGGAGAAUACCGGCAGAUAGGAGUAGAUGCUGACGGGGUGCCUCCACGAGAUAUGCCCGUUGGCCCCCGCCUGCGCCAACCGGAAUGCGAGUAA